GGGCGCGACGGUGCGCAACGAGGGCGAGGCAGUGGUGAUCGGGCGCGUGGUGCGCGGAGGCGCCGCCGACAAGUCGGGGCUGCUGCGCGAGGGCGACGAGGUGCUGGAGGUGAACGGCGUGGAGAUGCGCGGCAAGAGCGUCAACGACGUGUGCGACCUGCUGGCCGGCAUGACCGGCACGCUCACCUUCCUGGUGGUGCCCGGCGCCGCCGGCGCGCCCGCCGCGCCCCGGCCGCCCGGACACCGCGACACGCUGCUGCACAUGAAGGCCCACUUCGACUACGACCCCGAGGAGGACCUGUACAUCCCGUGCCGCGAGCUGGGCAUCUCGUUCCAGAAGGGCGACAUCCUGCACAUCAUCAGCCAGGAGGACCCCAACUGGUGGCAGGCGUACCGCGAGGGCGAGGAGGACCAGACGCUGGCCGGCCUCGUGCCGUCGCGCUCCUUCCAGCACCAGCGUGAAUCAAUGAAACAGACAAUAGCAGGAGAUCGGAUGACAAAGGAGAAGUCGAAGAAAGCUGGAACAUUGCUUUGUGCAAAGAAGAAUGCAAAGAAAAAGAAGAAGAAAAUGCCAUAUAAUGAUGGAGGUUAUCCCUUCUACGCAACUAGUACUAUUGAUGUGAAACCAGAGGAAGAAAUCAGAGAUGAAGUAUUUAUAUCUGAUUAUGAUGCAGAUGAGAUUCUCACCUAUGAGGAAGUAGCAUUGUACUACCCUCGGGCCAACCAGAAGCGCCCCAUCGUACUCAUUGGACCUCCUAAUAUCGGUCGUCAUGAGCUGAGGCAGCGGUUAAUGGAAGAUGCAGACCGAUUUGCUGCAGCCAUCCCACGUAAGCCUCGUUUGCUGUUGUUGUUGUUUUAA
Messenger RNA from Gryllus bimaculatus (two-spotted cricket), 859 nucleotides. The record is from the annotation of a GenBank genome assembly. Lineage: Eukaryota; Metazoa; Arthropoda; Insecta; Orthoptera; Gryllidae.